AUGGCCUUAGGCGGAAUUGGUCCCGGCCGGAAGAACGAAAGAUACCGGCAGAGGCUGCACCACCGCUUGUCCCUGGGAGUCUUAGGAGCGGCCCAAACGACCACAGAGCGCCUCGAACCUCUUUCUGAAAUGCUCGCACAUCUCUGGAGCAGGCAAAGGUUGGCAAUAAGCAAGAAGCAAGCUGUACCUAUAAGCGAAGAAGUCAAGCAAGCCUCAACUCGUCUUAAGGAUGGAGAUUAUGCUCCUAGAGCCAAGGCAGUAGCAAGCCUUUUUCACUUUAGUCACUUUUUCAGACCAAGCAUGAUCGAGGAAGGAGGUAACACUAAGAAGGUUCCACCUUCGACACAUAAAAACAAGGCAAAGGAACCGAGUCUUCUUCCUUCUCAUAUACCGUAUAAAAAGAGAGAAAGCCCCUACGGCGAACACGGACCGAUUCCUAUCGAGAAAGCGGACUUUGGCUACAUACCUUCUUACGUAUCAAAUGUGGGGUACCGCACUUCAUCAACGCAUCCGAUCGAGAACUACGAGUGGGGCCGUGAACUCCGCCCCCAACCGCAGGAUUCGGUGGUAAAAGUAACCGGUGAAAGAGUAAACGCCGUUGGAGUUUUAAAGGCAACUGUGAACCCGCUGUUCAAUCAUCCCCAGUUAGAAAGGUAA
Molecule: messenger RNA, 657 nt
Organism: Dovyalis caffra
Lineage: Eukaryota; Viridiplantae; Streptophyta; Magnoliopsida; Malpighiales; Salicaceae
Source: the annotation of a GenBank genome assembly